CCAAACAAACUGGAAAACGAAAACGAAAUCAAAAUCAACAAAAAUGGAAGCUAUUAAUUAAUCUUCCGUUGUUCAUCAUCAAAACCCGAAAGCGUUUCCAACCAUAGCCAGCAACCGAUACAUAACGCUUUUUGGACAGUUUCAAUUAAACAAACAUAACAAAAUCCAUCUUAAUUUGAAAUCCUCUCGAGGUUUCGUUUCAAUGGCUUCCAAACAAAUCAUUCAUAAAUAUCCCACCACAAGGGAAGAACGCAAAUCAGAGCUCAGCAAAGUAAUUUGGAUUCGACAUCAAUGGAAGGUGAAAUCGAGAGCCAAAGUCUACAAGCACUCGCCGAGGGGCUGCGACAAAUGGAGCAGCCACUACUGGAAAAUGCCCCAACAACAAACGCUAAGCCAACAAAAACGCCUGCCCAGAAGGCCAUAAGAAAGACCUUCAAAGGAACUGCCCAUUUGGCCAAUCUUCUCCCAACAGGGACCGUCCUCGGCUUCCAAAUUCUGUCCCCCAUAUUCACGCACCAAGGCCAGUGCCACACCAAGGUCAGCCAAUCCACCACACUUGGCCUUGUCACCCUCUGCGCCUUCUCCUGUUUUUUCCUCCUCUUCACCGACAGUUUUCGGGACGAACGAGGCAAAGUCCGAUAUGGGGUCGCCACGUUUCGAGGCUUGUGGAUCAUUGACGCCUCUGUCACUCUUCCUGAUGAAGAGGCUGCCAAAUACAGGCUUCGGUUCAUCGAUUUCUUCCACGCCUUCGCUUCUCUGCUGGUUUUCGUAGCUGUUGCUCUGUUCGACGAGAAUGUGGUUAAGUGUUUCUAUCCCACGCCAUCGGAUGAAACAAGGGAGCUCUUGGUUGUGCUGCCUGUCGGAAUUGGCGUCUUGUGCAGCUUGUUGUUUAUUGUUUUCCCCUCCAAACGACACGGAGUUGGGUUCCCCCUCUCUCGCCACUAGCAAACCAAUGCCAAUGGCCUCUCU
Momordica charantia (bitter melon) is the source of this 969-nucleotide messenger RNA. It is a transcript of the gene DMP7, whose product is annotated as transmembrane protein, putative (DUF679 domain membrane protein 7). Gene Ontology annotation, biological process: endomembrane system organization. Lineage: Eukaryota; Viridiplantae; Streptophyta; Magnoliopsida; Cucurbitales; Cucurbitaceae. The record is from RefSeq and is a predicted model, not a curated record.